CUCCGCACAGACUGAACGCAUUGCAUCCGAUCUGUGCCGGUCCGAGGGGUCAGAUGUGACUCUCGAGAGACUCGGAGUCUGGGAGCAAAUUUUCAGAAAUUAGGAAAAAUCAAGCACAGGGAGUUCAGCCAUGGUCAGGGAUGACUUUGACGACAUUCAACCACUUAAAAGGAGCUGUCACCGGGGAAUCGACGGAUGUUGCCCGCAGCGUGACUGAAGAUACGCGCAUGAGGAGACGUCUAUCCAAAUCAAGUCUUAACAAGUGAAACCUGGAAUACCUAACUGAUAUCGUUUCGGGAAAUAUGGUGUAAAGUACUGCACUUCUCCAGUAGCGCGCAUUCACAUGAACGCCGCUGGGCUCGCGCGAUCCACACACGAGCGCUAUGCGGCUGCGGACAGCUCGAGACAGCAUCGGCUCUCUGGCGUUUGAGGUUCAUCAAAAGCAAGAUCUGCAAGUUGAGCUUCCAGUGCAGAAGAUGACACAGAGUAAAUAAGCUGUCACCUUAAAGGUCAUUAAUUUUCCUCUGCAACAACUAUGCUGCCAAAAGAGCAACACAGUGAUGGCAAGGCUGCCAAAACCUCCUGCUCAGAACAAAAAGCCAAGGCCAUGAAGAAGGAAAAGAAGGUUGUGUAUGUGGAUCCACCAGAUGGUGGUUGGGGUUGGAUGGUGGUUCUGCACUGUUUCCUGGUGAACGUGUUGGUAAUGGGUACAUUGAAGAGCUUUGGGAUCUUCUUUGUGGCACUGCAGGAUGAGUUUGGAGGCUCGUCCGAGAGCAUCAGCUGGAUUGGAUCCAUCAUGUCUAGCCUCAGGCUCUCCGGAGGUCCGCUGGCCUCGGUGGCCUGUGCCAAGCUAGGGAACAGGGUUACCUCCAUAGUGGGGGCGCUUCUCGUCAGUGCCGGCUUUAUCUCCAGCAUAUUUGCCACCAACGUGAUCUACCUUUACAUUAGCAUGGGGAUAGUUGUUGGUGAGCUGGACUUCUCACUGUUGAAGAACCCUUUCUUUUGCAUCUACACCUGGUCGCUGGUCUUCAGUCAGCUAGCAUAUUUUAUACCUUACUUCCAUUUGUCUGCAAGGGCCCGGAACCUGGGCAUCGAACCUAUGUAUGCUUCCUUUAUCAUCUCUGUGGCUGGUAUAACAGAGACGGUGGCCCAACUUGCAUCUGGCUGGGUGACAGACAGGAAUCUGGUUCACAAAUAUCACUACCAUAAGGCCUACCUGAUCCUGUGUGGUGUGGUCAAUCUUCUCUCCCCUCUGGCCACCUCAUACAUCUUGCUCAUGGUCUACGCUGUCUUCUUUGCCAUCUUCUGUGGGGGGUACAUGGCUCUCCUACUUCCUGUACUGAUGUGUUUUUGCUAUGAAGCUCAGUACUGUGUAAAGGACUGCAGAAGGCCAUAA
Molecule: messenger RNA, 1396 nt
Organism: Sinocyclocheilus grahami
Lineage: Eukaryota; Metazoa; Chordata; Actinopteri; Cypriniformes; Cyprinidae
Product: monocarboxylate transporter 5-like
Exons: 9
Coding region: 536-1396 (286 amino acids)
Biological process (GO): monocarboxylic acid transport
Molecular function (GO): monocarboxylic acid transmembrane transporter activity
Source: RefSeq, a predicted model, not a curated record